AUGAAGUUUCUAGAUUGGUAUGUGAAAAUUUCAGCUGGUGGGGCUUUAAUUGGAGCUUCUAUGGAGUUGUUCAUGAUCAAGACUGGCUUCUAUGAUAAGGUAACUGUUCUGGAGUCAGAGAAGCGGGCUUGGGAGAGCUCUCCUGAAGCUCAGGCAAUUAGAGAAGCUCUAAACCCUUGGAGAAACCGUGAUGCAGAACAAAGGAAAAAUACCUAA
Messenger RNA from Dovyalis caffra, 216 nucleotides. The record is from the annotation of a GenBank genome assembly. Lineage: Eukaryota; Viridiplantae; Streptophyta; Magnoliopsida; Malpighiales; Salicaceae.